Messenger RNA from Bombyx mori (domestic silkworm), 2790 nucleotides. RefSeq lists its product as uncharacterized. The transcript has 4 exons. NCBI's taxonomy places the organism in Eukaryota, Metazoa, Arthropoda, Insecta, Lepidoptera, Bombycidae. The record is from RefSeq and is a predicted model, not a curated record. The coding region runs from base 262 to 2100 and encodes 612 amino acids.
AUCGAUUACAGCUCGUCGCGAUGCGUGUACGCUUCAGCGGAUCGCCUUUUAUAGUGACGCAACACCGUCGAUAACAAACUAUCGACAAAAUGUGAUUAAACUUUUAAUUCUAGUAAGUGAUAGCUUCAAGCGCGCUUAAGAACUGUGAUUUUUCAAUCGUGACGUAUCGUAAAUCGUAAGGGAAAAUGGAUUCUCAAGUGCUCAAGGUUGGACAGGCGAUGUGGUAUUGAAAUUGAUAAUAGGCAACGAUUGAAAGACGAUAUGUCUAAGAGGGAAGUGAGCGAAGAAACAGUAUCUUAUAAAGGAGUAUGGAAGGAGAAAAUAUGUUGCGCCGAUCCCAGGUGCUGUGCAUGUAUUUUAAGCCAACAAUUUAAUUGUUUCUAUACUUGUUCACAGUUCAGAAUGCGGCUAAGAAGAGGUCUCACUAUAGGCAUUCUACUCAUACUGCAUAUGAGCGGAACUCUCAGUGACCAGCCAUCCAAUGAGAAUAACAAUGCAGGCGGCAAAGGAUCCGACUCCAGCAAUGCUGUAGAACCUUCAUCCGAUCAACUAGCAAUGGAGUCUGCUGAACGAGACGCCCCAAGUCACGCAUACAAUGGACCUCCUCCUCCUGUUCCACCUCCGCAUAAUAGACGACAGAACCCCCCGCAUCACCAGGCGCAUCAUCCCUUGAGCAUAGCUCGAAUUCCAAACCACCACCCGAUGCACACAAAGCAGUAUGCUCUUGGACCUCCGGUUAACCACCACAAAAACGAACUAGGAGCCGGUUUCCGCGGACCACCACCCCCACCUGCUCCACCAGCAGACGCUCAAACAUCAGCCAGCGAGAAAGUCUUCAGUGGCGCUGGCGAUGUCUGGCCAGCACCAGCCCCAGAUAUGCCGAAAAUCGUAUCUUUAGAUGUCAAAUGUGAAAAGAACGCCAUGAGAGUAUUCCUUAGCUUCGAUAAGCCAUUCUUCGGCAUCGUAUUCUCAAAGGGACAUUACUCGAAUCACCAAUGUGUACACUUGCCACCUAAUCUAGGAAGAAACCAAGCUUCCUUUGAAAUUGGGGCACAUGCUUGUGGAACUGCGGGCAGUGGUGACCCCAGAUACCAUGGAGAUGUCGCAGCAGCCGGCACGUAUUUCGAAAACGUUAUCGUAAUACAAUAUGAUCCUCAAGUACAAGAAGUAUGGGAUCAAGCCCGUAAAUUGCGUUGCACGUGGCACGACCAAUACGAGAAAGCGGUUACCUUCAGACCAUUCCCUGUUGAUAUGCUAGACGUGGUCAGAGCAGACUUCGCUGGUGAUAAUGUCGGAUGCUGGAUGCAAAUUCAAGUUGGAAAGGGACCCUGGGCCUCGGAAGUUUCUGGACUCGUGAAAAUUGGACAAACCAUGACUAUGGUACUUGCUAUCAAAGAUGAUGAUGCGAAAUUUGAUAUGCUCGUUCGAGAUUGUGUAGCGCACGAUGGUCAACGCGCCCCUAUACAGUUAGUCGAUAGGCGAGGCUGUGUGACACGACCGAAAUUAAUGUCCAGGUUUACGAAGAUCAAGAACUUUGGUGCUAGUGCCAGUGUGCUCUCUUACGCUCACUUCCAAGCAUUCAAAUUCCCGGAUUCCAUGGAGGUUCACUUCCAAUGUACCAUCCAGAUUUGCAGAUACCGAUGCCCGGAUCAAUGCUCUGAGGGAGGACCGAAUGUUAUAGCUCACGCGGAAUAUGGGCCACCUCAAAUUGACUCGUAUCCUGUUGGAGCUGAAAUCAGGAGAGACGAGAGAAGAGUCAGGAGACAAAGGCGGGCCACAUCUCCUGAAAAAGAAGUGGGAGUUAACAGAGUUAUUCGUGUCGUUUCGGCUGGCGACCUCAAUUUGGAUGCAUCUGAAAUCAACUCCGCACCGAAGGUAGUGCCUUCUCCUGGUCUCGUGUGUAUGACUACUCCAGGGUUCGCGGCAACUUUAGGAGCCCUUCUCGUUACGUUAGUCUGUUCGUGUGCCGUAUCAGCAGUUCUAUUCCUGAAGCUGAGGCCUAUAACUAAGCUGAAGAAGAAGACGAUUGCCGUGACGACGAUAGCCAGGCCUCACCCACCGACCGCUCACGUCAUAUCAAAGAGUCGCUUCUACUCGUAACAAAAACGUUAGCAUGUGCUAAACUUGUAAAUAUUAGUGUGAUGAGACUGACUGAUGUAUGUAGGUCAUGCCAAUUUUAUUUAUGUGCGUGAACGUUUGUGCGCUCAAAUUUCGUUUAAAAAUUAUGUUUAAAGGCGUCGCGAUUAAUAUUGUUAUUUUUAUUUAUUUUUAUUUACUUAUAUUUUAUACUUUGGUAAAUCUAAAUUCUACAUUUGUAAGAAAUAUAAAAAUUUCCGACGUCACAAAUGUAUUCCAAUAAACAAAUAUUUAGUCUUAAAUAAAUAAUGAUAAUAUGAUAAGUACAAUAUUUUUUUCUGUUACCUCUUUUCGAAUGUUUAUUAGAAACAGAGGCAACGGAAAUAGAACGUGGUGUUUCAACGUUUAGGUGAACCGCUAGUUUUAGCUUAAAAUAACUUGUCAUUAGUAUUAAAUGAUUAUUUAUUUUAAUUAAGUUAUUUAUAGUCAUUUUGUAAGAAUAAAAAUAAUUUAUUUAUUUAACGCCACCUGAGUACCUCUUCGUAGUAUUCUUUAUAUCUUUUGCAUUUAACAGACGGUUUCAGUUUUGUUUGAUCCGUGUCGGAUUGUUUUUCAUUAAGUAUAUUUGUAUAAUUAAGAAAGAUUGUCAUGAACGGAAAGUAUGGUUAUGUAAUAGUUAUUUGGAAAUACUUAUUAAAUGUUAAAGCAGAAAAA